This is a messenger RNA of Cordyceps militaris CM01, 666 nucleotides long. Its product is annotated as Hsp70 nucleotide exchange factor (Fes1), putative. Gene Ontology annotation, molecular function: protein binding. The transcript has a single exon. Lineage: Eukaryota; Fungi; Ascomycota; Sordariomycetes; Hypocreales; Cordycipitaceae. The coding region runs from base 1 to 666 and encodes 221 amino acids. The record is from RefSeq and is a predicted model, not a curated record.
AUGGGUGACAAGCGCCUCAACGAGCUCCUGCGCUGGAGCAUCGAAAACACGGAAACCGAGCAGCCCAACGGCACGGGCGCCGUCGCCACCACCGGCGAGGGGGCCUCCGCGGCGCCAGUCUCGAACCUGACGCCCGAAGUCAUGGCCGCGCUCAUGGGCGGCCCGUCGGACGCGGACCUGAUGAUCGCCUCGAUGGAGAUCAUCACGGCCGCCGACGUGACGCUCGAGAACAAGCUCAUCGCCUUUGACAACCUCGAGCAGCUCAUCGAGUCGCUCGACAACGCCAACAACCUGGCCAGCCUGGGCCUGUGGACGCCGCUGCUGGCGCAGCUCGCGAGCCCAGAGGCCGAGAUCCGCACCAUGGCCGCCUGGUGCAUCGGCACCGCCGUCCAGAACAAUGAGAAGACGCAGGAGCGCUUGUUCGCCGUCGGCGGGGUGCCGCCGCUCGUGGCGCUGGCAACGAGUCCCGACGAGACGGACACGGUCCGUCGCAAAGCCGUUUACGCGCUCAGCUCGGCCAUUCGCAACUACCAGCCCGCGCUGGACGCCGCCGUCGUCGAGCUCGUCGCCGCGGGGCACCCGGCGGACAAGGUGGACGCGAUGGACAUGGAGGCGGUGGACACCAUCAUCACGCCGCUGCGCGAAAAGGCCAUGGCUGCUGCUUGA